Molecule: messenger RNA, 246 nt
Organism: Xyrichtys novacula (pearly razorfish)
Lineage: Eukaryota; Metazoa; Chordata; Actinopteri; Labriformes; Labridae
Source: the annotation of a GenBank genome assembly
AUGAACCUCCAUGACCUGUCAGCCCCGGCCAAUCGCAUCGCAGCGCCCGGAAUGACAGCUGAACCGCUGUCCCUGUCAUGGCCCCUCAGUGUAGAAACACACACAACGCACACAAACACACAGAUCCCUAGUUGCAACAUCAACAUCAACAUCAACUCCCGCUGGCCCCUUUGGAUCUAUCUCUCUGUCUCCCUGCUUGCCAAGCGGCUCGACCACACGAGACGCUCAGACGGCCUUGUGACAUGA